AAUCUCGCCGCAACAAGCUCUUCCUCGCAUGCACGAUCGUUUCUUUGCUCUCGCCCAGGCGUCAACAGCGGACACGUGUAAAACAGCAUGUUGCUGUGUCCAAAUAGGCCGUUUCCGACGGGCGAUAGAAGGAUAGAAGGGCCGCUUCGAGGUCCUCGAUUCAGGAAAUAUUUAUCACAGCGUGGGAGGAGCACUCCUCUCACGUGGUACUCUGGGAGCGUCAGCCACAGGUUGCAGCUUUCCACCCGAGCCACCGUCAGAUAAGUGCCCAACCGAGUGGCGUGUAACCUGUAGCAUCACGAGCACGGAGAAGCCGAUAGAAUCAUCUCGCUGCUACUGUGACUUUCAAGGGUGAUUGCCGCUCAGCAAGAGCGAGCUUCUUAGCUUCCUCAUGCCUUCCGCUGUGAGUGGCGUCAUUUUAGUGGCGGCAGCUGACUAUGCUUGUCGGCUUUUGCCUCGGCUGGCAUGGUCUAGGUUCGGCGCGCUUAAACCCUCAUGCUCGGCUCGCUUCUCCUUGUAAGGGGUGUCGCCCUAGUUGGGGCGGUUGACAUCUCCCCGAGAGCGUAUCGGCGCGCCCUUGCGCCGGAGCUGGGGAAGUCCGAAAUCCCCAGCUGCCUGAUGAUGAUUUUCGUCCACGUGCGUUGGGGCAACCGCUAAUCCAAUGGGCGGCUUUGAGCAUCAUUUCCUUCCCAGUCAGCACCGAAUCUUCCCAAAGGCCAGGAAGCUUGAAGCUCACGCUCUCCGAACCAGUCGGCUGUCUGCCGUUCAACCGAAUAUCGUCCGUAUCAGCGGACGAAUUGUGCGAACAUGUGACUCUAUCAUAAGACGGAUAUGUCACACAUCGGUCUCUCAUUGCGGAUCCUCUAUAGCACUGCUGCCUCUUUCCCCGGAUCGGUGUUGCUUGCCAGUACAAGAACUACUCCGGGUUCGGGGGACAGCCGUUCAGCGAGAAACGAGCCUCCUGAGGUUGAGGGAUCGUGGACGAGCCUCUUACCUUGCAGCACUCGGGUUUUGACUUUCGGAUCUCAGAUCGAACGAUCUCAGAUCGUACCCAGGCUGGGAUUUGACCACUCGAAUUCGCCGCGGACAAGCUCAAUCUCGCAGGAGAGCCCCAGCGAUGGACCGGAGAAAACUCGCGCCUGCGGACACUGCCAACAACGCGAGCCCGCGGUUGGGCCUCCAUAGCAGUGGCCUCAGUGGCGUGCAUAGUUGGCGCUACGGCCGAGCCGAGCGGGAUGCAGCGCUGUCGCAGCUUCAACCGCAGCACCAUGAAACGGUGGCGUCUCGUAGUUGUGGCCUGGGCAGCAGUAACCGCGGCGGCGGCAGCACACCCGCUGAGGGGAACCCAGCUUUAGGCGGACACGGGAGCGGGAUUGGGGGAGCAAUGGGGGGUGGGAUAGCCGGGAGUGGGAUUGGAACAGGGGGCGGGGGCAGGGGCCGGAGUGUCGGGAGUGGGUGCAGAAAGAAAGGUCCGGUGGGCGGCGAUUCCGAACGAGGUGGAUGUGAAGGGCGCAGCGAUUUGCGGUGACAUGGCGCUUGUGGCAUUCCCUCGAUCUCCUGCUCCUGCUGCUGGCGAAGCUAUGGGGCUCAAAAACAGCAUCAUACGUACCUCGUAUGGCUUUACCGGCGUUCCUGGCCUGGAUGGUAACCCGUUCAGCAGCCACGUCAGUUUUACCGGACUGGCCGCAAGCACUGCGAUGCCGAAUCUGCAGGCUCCAUCCCAGCUUACUCUGGUGAAUCAGUUGUCCAGACUGCAAGUGCUGCGUCAGCAGAUCGCUGAUUUAUCAUCAUCGCAAGCGCUGCUGCAGGCGCCCGACCCUCCGAUUGCUGAUGCUUCAGUGCUCCAGAUACCUCAGCAGAUUCUGCACCAGAUACCUCAACGGGGUCAGCAUCAGAUACACUGGGAACAGCUAGGCUCCAACCUCCUGGCACUGCAGCGUUCUAGCCAGCUGAGCACUCAAUAUCCGCCUCUGCAGGAGGCUGUUCAUCUCGGUAUCGAAGCAAGAGUUAAAACUGGGGAAAGGAAGGAACCUCAGGGGCAAGACAGCAACACACAGGUGUUUGCACAAGGCUUCAGCACCUUUGGAGGCAUGUCUGGUCCUCGACGUUCAAUGGAAUUAGUUGAAGCAGAGGCAGGGAAAGCUGUUGGUGGUGUUAUUCAGCUCCCUUGCUGGCCACAAUCUCUCUCCUUGCAGUUGGGGUCUACAGGGUUACAGCAGCUUGGCUAUCUGGGCCAGAUUCCCCUCCAUCAGAGCCAUCGCUUUUGUCCAGAUCCUGCUCCUGAUACUGUGCAAGCACAGCAGGUACAGUGCAACAUGGAGGCUGGAGUGGCAGCGCUAAACCUGGCUGAUUUAGAGCCGCCCAGGUCUGACUCAGAGCCACUGCAGGCCGUUUCAGUGCCAUCCAGAACUAAUUUCGACCCAUCUCAGGCUGACUCGGUUCCAUGCCAGGCUGACUCAGAGCUACCCAGCGCUGAUCUGGAACUCUCCAGGCACGCCUUUGAACCGUCUAAGGCCGAUGGUCAAUGGCUGGGCUGCAAGAAGCAAGGUGGGCAGAAGAUUCGAGCAAAGAAAGCCAUGGAUGAGGGCAUGCCUCCUCUGUGGGGCAUCUGUGGGUUUGUUGGGAUGAAAAGGUUGCCAUGCAGGCAAGUGGAGAGGAAGAGGAGUCGGCUACAUCCGAGAUCCCUAGGCAAUCCAGGAGAAGUGCUGAACACUGUGAAGGGUUGGGAAUGCUUAGUGCAACCCAAGGCAGCUGCGGGUAGAUUUGAAUGAGAUUCCUUAGUAAC
Closterium sp. NIES-67 is the source of this 2785-nucleotide messenger RNA. NCBI's taxonomy places the organism in Eukaryota, Viridiplantae, Streptophyta, Zygnematophyceae, Desmidiales, Closteriaceae. The record is from the annotation of a GenBank genome assembly.